This is a messenger RNA of Nelumbo nucifera (sacred lotus), 597 nucleotides long. Lineage: Eukaryota; Viridiplantae; Streptophyta; Magnoliopsida; Proteales; Nelumbonaceae. The record is from RefSeq and is a predicted model, not a curated record.
AUGGAGGUUCGUGAAGUCAAGGAAGACGUCCGGGAGAUGCGACGCCUGCUGGAAGCAUUCCUCUCCAUCAAAGAAAUGAGUUCGGAGGGAAUCGCCAAAAAGAACAGACGCCGUCCAGACUGGGCAAAGACAGGUGGGCUUGGCAAUGUUGCUGGGGCUUUACCGAAGGCCUUGGCUCAACGUGGACAUAAAGUUAUGGUUGCGGCACCACCGUAUGGUAACUAUACAGAAAUCCAAGAAACAGAAGUGCGCAAGAGAUGUAAGGUGGAGGGGCAGGAUAUAGAGGUAAUUUUCUUCCAAGCUUAUAUUGAUGGCAUAGAUUUUGUGUUCAUGGACAGCCCUAUGUUUCGUAAUAUUGAGGAAAAUAUAUAUGGGGAAGGCCGAGAGGAUAUUUUAAAACGCAUGGUUCUCUUCGGUAAAGCCGCUUUUGAGGUCCUCUACUGUACGCAUACCCGGUGCAUUCUUAUGAUCCACAACAUAGCACACCGGGGUCGUGGUCCAGUAUGUGAUUUCUGUUAUGUGGAUCUUCCACAAAACUACUUCAAACUAUAUGACCCAGGAGGUAGGGAACACUCAAUGUCCUUGCGGCUGGCCUAA